AUGUAAUAAUUAAAUGUGUACAUUUAUUUAGUUUAUUUUCUCGACUUUCCAAAAUUCUCAUAAUGUAUUAUAUAUUUAAUAAUAAAUCAAUCAAUCAAUUAUCAUUUCCUUUUUAGAGAUUAGAUAAUUAUUGAUAUAUCAAUUAUCAAACACCAUAAUACAUUAUAAAUAUUUAAUUUAAUUAAAUAAAGAGGAGAUUUUACAAGUAAAGUAAUCUUAGCGCAGAUUUAUUAAAUAAUAUACAGGCAGGCAGCAGUUAUGAGCAUUUAAGAGAAUAGAAAAGAAGUGUAAGUUUCGCGCGAGUAUAAUUUACUAACAAGCGGAAAGAAUGAUAAGCCUAGUUAUUUAAAUGGCAAGCACGCUAAUAAAUUAAAUUAAGAUUAAACUGCUUCGUAACUAGAAAACUCUUGUAGCGAAAAUAAUAUUUAGUAAUGUGGAUCCGUGUCUAAUUCAAUUGGUCAUCAAAAUUCAGCUACUGCACCUUACCAAAGAAACGGAAAUACUUCAAAGCAAUCGAUUAAUGGCAAAUCUGCAGCAGAAGAAAAGAAAAUAAAUGAUGAAAAACAAUAAAAGAAAAACGAUUAUUCUGAGAUUUAAUAAAUUUUGAAAUCAUGUACAACAGAAGCAAAGGGCCUUCAAGAUUAAGAUGAUGACGAAGAUGAUGUGGAAUUCGAAAUUGUUUCAUACGAAGAUUCUAGCGAAGAUGAAGAAGAAAUGUCUAAAAUGAAUACUGAAGAUGAAAAUGAAAAAAACGCAAGUGGUAAUCAAAGCUAAGAUGAAAAAAAACCUGAAGAAGCCAAAAUUGUAAAAGCAGCCAUUUCAGAAUAGCCUUAGUAAAAUUAAUAGUAGUAAUAAGAAAAAUAGAUUUAACAAUUAGGAUUGCGCGUUAAUACAUCUUCAGAAAAAGAAGAUGAACAUAUUAAAAAUGAAUCUAGUGAGGAGGAUAUCUUCUCAGAAUACGCAAAAAUCGGUUCAGGAUAUGCUUAAUUUAACCUACCAAAACUUUUGUAGGAUAUCAAUACAAUGGAAAAUCAUAAAAAAGAGGCAGAAAAUCAAAGCACUUAAGCUAUAUAGAGCCAAUAAAAUGCAACACAACAAUAAAAAGAUUUGUCUUCCACAAUAGCAGUAACUAAUCAAACAUUUGACAAAACGCGCAAUAAACAAGCACAGAAUAAAUCAAGUACUGUGUAACAACAAUAGAAUCAAGAAUAAUAACAUAAAACAGUUUAGCAGCGCAUUUAAUAUUGUCAUCAGCAGCUAUCGCAAAAGAGAGUUAUAAACACUAGAUCAAGUGGGGCAGGAUCUAAAGGAAAUGGAGGAUUGACUGCUGGAAAAUCAAGUUAUAAUAAUUAAAAUAAUACUAUUGGAAAUGACUACCAACCUAAAUAUAUUUCUUCGAGAAAAAGAAGAGCUGUAACCGACCCUGAAUUAGAAUCACUAGGAUUAUUAAAUAAAAGAAGAGACACCAAGAACAACACUAGGUACUACAACGAAGAGAGUGAAACUACCAAUCAAGAUUUGGAAGACGAUAAUGAUGAGAGUGAAGAAGAAACUCAAAGAAAUAAAAAGAGGUAAUAGCAAGCUCCAAAACCAAAGAGUGUGACAAAAUCUAGUGCAAGAAAUAGCGAAACCUCACAUCAAAAACCUUAAAAUACAUCUGUGCAAAAUAAAAAGAAAGCUGAAUAGAGUCAAAACGUAGCAGAUGAUGAUUAUCCUGAUGUGCCUAUAACUUUACCAAAAGACCAAUAAAUGGAAUUGUUAAAAUAUCACAAGAGAUCAAAAAAUUAUCAUGGUACAGCUAAAUAGUUUGGUAUUUCUCAUGAGGAAGCUCGUGUCAUAGUGAAAAAGUUAAAAAAGGAAUACAGAUCAAUUACAAAUUAUUGA
Molecule: messenger RNA, 1884 nt
Organism: Tetrahymena thermophila SB210
Lineage: Eukaryota; Ciliophora; Oligohymenophorea; Hymenostomatida; Tetrahymenidae
Product: transmembrane protein, putative
Exons: 1
Source: RefSeq, a predicted model, not a curated record